Molecule: messenger RNA, 1251 nt
Organism: Spirometra erinaceieuropaei
Lineage: Eukaryota; Metazoa; Platyhelminthes; Cestoda; Diphyllobothriidea; Diphyllobothriidae
Source: the annotation of a GenBank genome assembly
AUGGGUUCGCCGAUUUCGGGCUUCAUCGCCGAGGCGGUCCUGCAACGGUUAGAGUCGCUGGUCUGCCAACAUCACAAACCGACGUUCUGGGCCCGGUAUGUGGAUGAUACCUUCGUCGUUAUCGAUCGGGAUCAAUUGCUGACAUUCAAGGAACGUCUGAAUGCGGUCUUCCCGGACAUACAAUUUACGAUGGAGGAGGAAGAGAACAACCAGCUGGCCUUCCUGGAUGUCCUCGUAUGCCGCAAGGUUUGUGGUGGACUAAAGACCAAAGUGUUCAGGAAAGCGACAAAUACGAUGCAAGUACUGAACUUCAACAGCAACCACCCAAUCAGUCACAAACGCAGUUGUGUAAGGACGCUCUAUCGGCGUGUCGAAACACACUGCAGUGAGCCCGAAGACAAGAUUGCUGAACUACAAUACCUCCGACGGGUAUUCAAAGCCAAUGGCUACCCGAGCAACUUUGUCAACCGGUGCAUACGCAAAAUGGACGAAAGGCCUAACCGCAGGGACACCAAAGUUUGGCGAGCGCUUCCAUAUGUCAAGAACGUUUCGGAAGCUGUUGGCCGCCUUCUCGCACCGCUGGGGAUUGGAGUUGCACACAGGCCAGAGGCAACCAUCAGGCGUCAACUGAUGAAACCAGAAGAACCACUGCCACGGCAAGAAACGUCUGGAGUCGUUUAUCGGAUCUGGUGCAGUUGCGGACAAAGCAACUACGUCGGAGAAACCGGAAGACAGCUCCGAACGCGAAUGGCCGAACACGCUGCAGCAGUGCGGAGAAAUGACGCCAGCUCUCAAGUUGCGGCUCAUUCGACGGGUUCCGGCCACACAUUCAAAUUUGACGAGGCCGAAAUUCUCGCAAGAGGUGACAACCGCGUGAGCCGGGAGCUGCUUGAGUCAUGGUUCACUGGCCCCCAGUCUAUUAACAAGUGCAAUGAUCUUCCCAUUCAAUACAGCGUGCUGAGACUUCGUCUAGGCGGAGAAAUUGGCCACGCGGGGAGCGCCCUGAUGAACACUACUGGCCCCCAGUCUAUUAACAAGUGCAAUGAUCUUCCCAUUCAAUACAGCGUGCUGAGACUUCGUCUAGGCGGAGAAAUUGGCCACGCGGGGAGCGCCCUGAUGAACACUCUUCCCAACACCCGGGUCAGCGCGUCAGAUGGUCGAGCAAUCAUCACACCAUCCAACGCACGUGAUGAAAUUGCAGCAAUUAACGACGCGAAUAUCGACCAUCACGCCACGUGCAACGAUCCCUGA